Messenger RNA from Dibothriocephalus latus, 741 nucleotides. The record is from the annotation of a GenBank genome assembly. NCBI's taxonomy places the organism in Eukaryota, Metazoa, Platyhelminthes, Cestoda, Diphyllobothriidea, Diphyllobothriidae.
ACAAAGGCAGGAGUGAUUGUUGGACUCCUCCUCCUCCUCCUCCUCCUCCUCCUCCUCAUCCUCCUCAUCAUCAUCAUCAUCACCACCACCACCAUCUUCCGUCUCUCUCUCUGCAUAACCUUCCGCGUCCUCUGCGUAGACAAUUUCGUGAAGAAUGGUCAACUGCAGACCUUUGUAGAGAACCUGCAACCUCCGGAGUCGGUGACCAAGCAGCAAUCAGAGGGCGCCGCCUUCGGAACUUCAUUCCUGUCCCGCCACCCGGGGGCGCCCUACACCGUCGUAACUGACAGAGCUAAAAGACUGACAGGCACCGCUACUGUCAGCGUUCGGAUUUUGGACGAGAAUGACUGUGUGCCCGAAUUCACCCAAUCUCUUUACUCCUUCUCCGUGGACGAGAACGUGCCGGAGUUUAGUAAGCACUCCUCUGUCAAAAAACUCAGCGAACCAGUCGCAGGUCACCCCAUUGGUACAAUUAGGGCAGUGGAUCGGGAUCUAAAUUCACGUCUCACCUAUCAACUGCAAAGCAAUCCUCUUGAUGCCUUUGCCCUGGACGCCCAGACGGGUGUACUCUCCGUGGUCAUUCUCGAUGUCAAUGACUGUCCACCAGUCUUUGAGCGUUCCAACUACGAGUUCUACGUACAAGAGAACGAGCGGCCUUCACCCAACCAACCCGUUGGUCGUGUACUAGCCCGAGAUGCCGAUGCCGGUUUCAAUGGACGCAUCCUUUACCGGCUGGACGCG